CAGCCCUGUGCUCUCUUCCUGCCUAGCCUGGGCCAGUCUUCAGGAGCCCAAUGGCUAACUAUGAAUUUAGCCAGGUGUCUGGGGACAGACCUGGCUGCCGCCUCUCUAGGAAAGCCCAGAUCGGUCUCGGAGUGGGUCUCCUGGUCCUGGUCGCCUCGGUAGUAGUGAUCGUGGUCAUAGUUCUGCGGCCGCGCCCACUCCUGGCGUGGACUGGGAAGCCUACCACGAAGCACUUUUCUGAUAUCUUCCUGGGACGCUGUCUCAUCUAUACUCAGAUCCUCCGGCCGGAGAUGCGAGAUCAGGACUGCCGGGAGCUACUGAGCACAUUCAAAGGAGCAUUCGUUUCCAAGCACCCUUGCAAUAUCACAAGAGAGGACUACGCACCACUUGUUAAAUUGGUCACUCAGACCAUACCAUGUAACAAGACUCUCUUUUGGAGCAAAUCCAAACACCUGGCCCAUCAGUAUACUUGGGUCCAGGGAAAGAUGUUCACCCUGGAGGACACCCUGCUGGGCUACAUUGCUGAUGAUCUCAGGUGGUGUGGAGAUCCUAGUACUUCCGAUAUGAACUAUGUCUCUUGCCCACAUUGGAGUGAAAACUGUCCCAACAACCCUAUUUCUGUGUUCUGGAAAGUGGUUUCCCAAAAGUUUGCAGAAGAUGCCUGUGGUGUGGUCCAAGUGAUGCUCAACGGGUCCCUCAGUGAGCCAUUUUACAAAAACAGCACCUUUGGAAGUGUGGAAGUCUUUAAUUUGGACCCAAAUAAGGUUCAUAAGUUACAGGCCUGGGUGAUGCACAACAUUGAAGAAGCUUCCAGUAACUCAUGUUCAAGCUCCUCCAUAAAUGAGCUGAAGAUGAUUGUGCAGAAAAGGAAUAUCGCAUUUGCCUGCCAGGAUAACUACGGGCCUGCCAGGUUUCUUCAGUGUGUGAAGAACCCUGAGCACCCAUUGUGUAGACUUAAUAUGUGAAGGAUCUGGAUCUUAGAUCACCGGGAGCGUGGACUGAGAUGAAGGGGCUCAGAAGCAACACUAGUGGGAAGCUGAAACUGUCAGGGAGAGGCCUCCACUACAAUGUUAACACCAGAGAUGGAAGAACUUCCCAAAAUAUUAUGACAAAAUUACAUGACCAACUUAAUACUCACUGUGUACUACCAACAUUCAAGAAAAAUUACUCCAUAAACCAGAGUUAAACUUCUAUAUUGUUAUAUUAGUCUAACUGUCUCAAGUGGUGCUUUUAUAUUUAUAUAUUGCUUACAUCCUUUUAUCCCUCUCUUUUAAUGAUCUCUCUCUCUCUCUCUCUCUCUCUCUCUCUCUCUCUCUCUCUCUCUGGCUCUGAGAAUCAAACCUGAGAAUUUUCAUACAUGGUGGAUAAGCCUAUAUACCACUGAGCUAAAUCCUCACCACAGCUGAUAACAUCAUUUUUACUGAAAAGUGACCAAUCAAACUUCCCAUUGGACAAAGAAAGUCAAAUGUCAAGUUUAUCAAAAUGAGUGACCUUAUUUUUUUUAAUUUUUUUUUUCAUUCUUCCCACAGAUAUUCACAUGGAAAACCUGAGGUCAUAGAGUCAUUAUAGGGAAGGUGCUCUGUGGAAACUACCCACGUGCUCUGUGCUUUAAUCUUUAAGCCAACAUGUCCCUGAUAACUUUGAGUGUUAUUUUCCUUUUUUUUUUUUUUAAACAGGAGAAAAUGGAGUUUAGAGGGAUAAUUGAUUGUCCUAAAGUCACAUUCUUAGGAUCAUGGUUACAUCUGGAAUUAAAUCAGUUCUUUCAAGGUCCACAACAUAGGAUAGUUUUUUUUUCUUUUCUGAGCUUUUAUUGCCAAAUUGAUAGUAGCCUGUGUUGUCAUCUAGCAAAUACUAUUGUAUUAAAUUGAAUAUAAUAGAAUCUGAAAUGUGAUCUCUGUGGGAGAUCUCAAAACUAAUUACUUGCACCCUCUUUCUCUUCCACCUCAUUCUUGGUGCCUUUUAUAGCUAGUCAAGUAUUAACAUAUAUUUGUUGCGAAUAUUGGCAAUUUAUGGUUUCUAUUCUUUUUUUUCUUAGAUCAGUCUUGCUCAGAAUCACUAAUUUUGUUAUGUUGUUGAUGUUGUUGCUAUUGUUAUUGUUGUUGUUAUUGUUAUCUUUUUCAAAGCUCCAAUCUUUUGCUUUCUUCAUUUAUUUAUUUAAUUGAGCUUUUGUCUUUAUUUUUAGAAACAUAGAAAUUUCUUCUAGCUAUCUGGGAUAUCUUCAUUCAAUUUUUGGAGGCAAAUGCUUAGACCACUGAUAUUUCAGCCUGUUUUCUACACAUGUAUUUUAGGAUUCUAGGUUUCUCCCUGAGUCCUGCUUUUGCUGUAACACUGAAUUUUUGUAUGCCUUUACUGGUUAGUUACUGUGAUGGUUUGUAUAAGCUUGGCCCAGGGAGUGGCAGGAUUAGAAGGUGUGGCUUUGUUGG
Molecule: messenger RNA, 2423 nt
Organism: Mus pahari (shrew mouse)
Lineage: Eukaryota; Metazoa; Chordata; Mammalia; Rodentia; Muridae
Gene: Cd38
Product: CD38 molecule
Exons: 8
Coding region: 51-965 (304 amino acids)
Biological process (GO): positive regulation of B cell proliferation
Cellular component (GO): plasma membrane
Molecular function (GO): NAD+ nucleosidase activity; phosphorus-oxygen lyase activity
Source: RefSeq, a predicted model, not a curated record